UCGGUUUAACGAAAGUGGUGCCACAUCUGCGAAGUGCGGCAGCGAUUGGACCCGUUCGAAGGCUCGCAUUGUCCUUUCAGUCUUCAAGCCCGGUAAACCCUCCGAAUCGCGCUGCUCCUACCGCCUACCCUCUGCGAGCAACGGUGCAGUCCGUUGUGUAUUCGUUCAGAGGGUGUUGCGAGUUCUUUAGUAGCCGGAAUAUACGAAACGGGUCCUUUUGGAACUUCGCAAGCGGUAGUAGCCAGUGGUCAAUUCAUCGAGCACACGUCAUCCUGACUGCCCGAGGUUCGUCGGAAGCACUAGAGCUGCUCUUUCGGUUGCUUCGUGUGGUCUGACGUCAAUCGGUGUUGAAGUAGUGGCCUGGCAUCCUUCCCAAGAAACGAGUCAACGUUUUCAGUGGACUGACCGUCGCGUCUGCAGACUUCAAGAAAAAAAAAAAAACUGUGCCGGAUCCCGUACGGCGUGGGUGCGCGUCUGCUGCACGCAGUUUCCGCUGUUGAGCCGCCGCCGUGUUAGUCACCGCACAGCCCAACGGACGACUGACCUCGUCGUCAACUUGUCUCCGUUUACGCGUUCACAUCUCCGGUGGUCAGACAUGGGUGCCGGUCUCUGCAGCCGUUCGGCCAAAUGGCAACCCGGAAAAGAGGCAGAUGUAGGCCUCAUUGGCCUGGCGGUCAUGGGCCAGAACCUGAUCCUGAACAUGAAUGACCACGGCUUUGUGGUUUGCGCCUUCAAUAGAACUGUUGAGAAGGUGGACGAGUUUCUCAAGAAAGAGGCAAAGGGCACCAAGGUCAUCGGCGCCCACUCCCUCGAGGAAUUUGUCUCCAAACUCAAGACUCCGCGCCGUAUCGUGCUGCUUGUCAAAGCUGGAGAUGCAGUUGACGGCUUCAUUAACAAGCUGGUCCCUCUGCUGGACAAAGGGGACAUCAUCAUCGACGGUGGCAACUCCGAGUACCAGGACAGUGAGCGUCGUUGCGAGGCCCUCAAAAGCAAGGGUAUCUUAUUCGUGGGCUCUGGUGUCAGUGGCGGCGAGGAAGGCGCACGCUAUGGUCCCUCGCUCAUGCCUGGUGGCAACCCCGAGGCAUGGCCUCACAUCAAGGAGAUCUUCCAGAGCAUUUCUGCCAAGGUAGAUGGAGAGCCAUGCUGCGAUUGGGUCGGUGACGGUGGCUCGGGUCACUUCGUAAAGAUGGUGCACAACGGCAUCGAAUACGGCGACAUGCAGCUCAUCUGUGAAGCCUACCACCUCAUGAAAAACGCAGCCGGUCUAAAUCACGAUCAGAUGAGCGAGGUUUUUGCCAACUGGAACAAGGGCGUCUUGGACUCGUUUCUGAUUGAAAUCACAAGCAACAUUCUCAAGUUCAAGGACACUGACAAAGAGCCUCUUGUGACAAAGAUUCGGGACUCAGCUGGGCAGAAAGGAACAGGCAAGUGGACGGCAAUAGCUGCUCUUCAGCACGGCAUUCCAGUUACCUUAAUUGGUGAAGCAGUAUUUGCCCGUUGCCUGUCUUCACUCAAGGACCAAAGGGUUGAGGCGAGUAAGAUCCUGUCUGGCCCGACAGAAGCUCACUGGGACCCAACAGAGUUUGUUGAGCACAUCCGCAAGGCACUGUAUGCUUCCAAAAUUGUCUCCUAUGCCCAAGGCUUCAUGCUGCUGCGAAGUGCAGCUCACGACUACAAGUGGAACCUCAACUAUGGCGCUAUUGCUCUGAUGUGGCGUGGUGGUUGCAUCAUUCGGAGCGCCUUCUUGGGCAACAUCAAGGCUGCCUUUGACAAGAACCCCUCGCUGAGCUGCCUUCUGCUCGACACUUUCUUCGUGGAUGCCAUCCGCGAUUGCCAGACUUCCUGGCGCCACGUGGUCGCCACUGCCGCGCAGCUAGGCAUCCCCACACCGGCGUUCAGCACUGCGCUUGCCUUCUAUGAUGGAUUCCGCUCGGACACCCUGCCGGCCAACCUUAUUCAGGCUCAACGUGACUACUUUGGGGCACACACGUACGAGCGUCUCUCCGAGCCAGGCAAAUUCGUCCACACGAACUGGACCGGCCACGGCGGUGAUGUCUCGUCGUCGUCCUACAACGCGUGAUCUCUGCCGCCCGGGCUAAAAUCUCCUUCCCCUCCUUAAACGCCCCUCAGAAACGUGGUCCGCUCCUCAACCAGAAGGCUUGUCACUUUUUGACACCAGUUUUGAAGUAUAUAGUCUUUAUCUUGUGGUUAAAAUAAAGAAUUUUUUUAACAUACAA
Molecule: messenger RNA, 2237 nt
Organism: Rhipicephalus microplus (southern cattle tick)
Lineage: Eukaryota; Metazoa; Arthropoda; Arachnida; Ixodida; Ixodidae
Gene: Pgd
Product: phosphogluconate dehydrogenase
Biological process (GO): pentose-phosphate shunt
Molecular function (GO): NADP binding; phosphogluconate dehydrogenase (decarboxylating) activity
Source: RefSeq, a predicted model, not a curated record